ACACUUGAACAUAAUGGCAUGAGAAAGUAGAGUUCAGAGUGUUUGGAGGAGGACUCUCAUCAUUUAGAGAAGUAAAGCAGUUCCUGAAGACAGAACAGAAGCAGCGGUAAACCAUCAGAGACUGAAACAUGAACGUCCGGCACACUUUGAUCUGCUUCCUCCUCCUCACACUGAGGGAUGGAAACAGUGGGCUCACCAACGCACAAAACCUCGACCGUACAGAAACUGAAGGAGGAAACAUCUCAGUUAGAUGCUCCUUUACUCUCAGUGGAGGAAGGAAGCUCUUCUGUAAGGGAAAAUGUGAAGAAGGAAACAUUCUGGUAGAAACGACUGGAGACUCAGCUCAUAGAGGCCGAUACAGCAUCAGAUAUGUGGAAGGAUCUUUUCCAGCACGUGAUAUAGUUCUGUAUGUGAGCAUCACAAAGCUGACCAAGUCUGACGCAGGACGGUACCAAUGUGGUCUGGUCCGAACUGCACUUCUCCCUGACUCACACCAGGACUUUGAGAUCAGAGUUACAGAUGCUCCAACCUCUUCAAAACCAGAAGUGACUCUCCGACCGUUUUCAACAUCAGCCUCCCCACUGACCACCACUCAGAGUCUGAGCUCCGUACCUUCCUCAGCCUCCCCUGAACGCACCACGCAGCCUCCACAGGGACAGACAGCUUCAGAUGGUCACGGUGUGGUGCUGUAUGUGCGUCUGACUCUGGUCGUCAUGUUCCUCGUACUCUCAGCGUCUGUGCUGAUAUUCUGCAGGAAGAGGGCCAGGAAAGAUCCUCCUGUGGAACCUGAGUAUGGUGUUGACACUGAGGCUAACCAAGUUUAUGAAAACGUCAGAGGGAGCGGUUCUCCACCUGUAGGCCUACUAAUAUCUACCAAUUACUCCUACGCCAAAUAUACCAAACCAAACCGAGUCGAAACCACCGACGAGUACAGCUUCGUCACUGCAGCCACUUCUCAGAAGAAAACUAAAGAUGACCCGAUUAAUCUCAACUACUCUGAGGUGGAUUCUUCUAACAGUGGCGCUGCCUCGCUCCACAGCGCCCCCUGUGGUGACGCAGAUAACAUCCUCUCUGCUCCUCGGGGUGGAA
This is a messenger RNA of Notothenia coriiceps (black rockcod), 1089 nucleotides long. RefSeq lists its product as uncharacterized. NCBI's taxonomy places the organism in Eukaryota, Metazoa, Chordata, Actinopteri, Perciformes, Nototheniidae. The record is from RefSeq and is a predicted model, not a curated record. Gene Ontology annotation, cellular component: plasma membrane. The transcript has 7 exons. Gene Ontology annotation, molecular function: transmembrane signaling receptor activity. The annotation marks the transcript as partial.